UACGGCCGACGCCAACUGGCUCGAUGCGCCGGCCAUCUGUACGCUCAUUUGGCUCGCUCGGCCGUCGACGACUCGCGUCUCUUCGGCCCGUUGGCCGGUCGACAGACGGUCGAGUUGGACGAUCGUCUCAUCAUCUCGUUUCCCAUUUGCCGCGAGGCGGGACUCGACGCCGCGCCCGGCACUCGGCGUCACUCCGACCGAUGCGUCGCCGGCGCGGUGCCGUCGCAACUGGUGCUCGUCGUCGACCGGGCCGACCCGGCGUCACGGCGACAAGUCGUCUCGGCGGCCACUCCGCUUCGGCCCGACGGACUGGCCGUCUGCGCCUCGAGCCACUCGACCGAGUCGGCGUGGAUACCGACCGGUUGUCGCGUCUGCGCGUUCGUCGAGCAGCCGACCGUCUGCUUCUGGCUCGGUCGGAUGGUCUCGUUCACCGGCUUCCUCGGCGACGUCGACCUGCUCACCUCCGGCAUCCUCGCCUAUCGGCUCAGUCUGUGGACGCGCCAGUGCCCUUGGCUGCGCGGCGCCGUCUGGGAGGUGCCGACCGGCUCGAGCCCGAGUCCGGACGCGAGCUCGGCGCCGGGCGCCGCGGCCGACGAGACGGCCCGGCGAGCCUGGCGCAGCGUUCGUCUGCGAGAGUUGUUCGACGCCAAUCGCCUCGUCCGAGCCCUGCUCCACAUGAACGGAGGCGUCAGGGACGACACCCUCGAGGAGGGAUGGAAUCUGGCCUACAUGAAACGCGACGGCAUCCGGCGCCUGUUGACCCGCAGCCAGGCCGUCGUGCCGACGCAGCCGGACGUUGGAAGCGAUCGCAGUCGUGGCUCUGCCUGCUGCUGCUACUGCUGCUGCUGCUGCUGCCGAUGCCGAUGCCGAUGCCGACGCCGAUGCCAAUGGCAAUGUAGAAACCGAGGCCGAGGUGAAACCCUACGGCCUCAUGAGCCGGUCGCUUCGAGAAGCGACGUCGAUGACGAUUGCUUCAGCGGGAACAGCACCAGUUGCUGUGCCGAUUGUACCCAAUCGCAGGAGGCCUCCGACACCCUCUGCUCCGAGUCACUGCGGAAGCCAAGCAGGAGGAGGUCGUUCGCUUGA
Protopolystoma xenopodis is the source of this 1086-nucleotide messenger RNA. Lineage: Eukaryota; Metazoa; Platyhelminthes; Monogenea; Polystomatidea; Polystomatidae. The record is from the annotation of a GenBank genome assembly.